Molecule: messenger RNA, 1006 nt
Organism: Solenopsis invicta (red fire ant)
Lineage: Eukaryota; Metazoa; Arthropoda; Insecta; Hymenoptera; Formicidae
Product: ubiquinone biosynthesis protein COQ4 homolog, mitochondrial
Exons: 4
Coding region: 169-909 (246 amino acids)
Biological process (GO): ubiquinone biosynthetic process
Cellular component (GO): mitochondrion; mitochondrial inner membrane
Source: RefSeq, a predicted model, not a curated record
CGCGGAGCGAGGACUUAUCGCUAGAGGACUUAUCGCAAUAAGCAUGCCUUUGCGAUUACAUCACACGCUAGAGACCUGACAAUUUCGAGCAGGAUCACGUUGAGAGGCCUUUAUUAUAUCGCCCGGAUCCGAUCCAGGGCGAGCCAGGUCAGGACCAUAGCCGGUGCCAUGAACGGAGGAAGAGUGAUAAGGUUAUCUAAGCGCCAUUUCGCGACCGCCUGCGAGGCGUACUUGGAGGAUUACGCCAAGCACCAUGUAUCCCUAUCCUCUCUGCAGCGUGUGCUUCUCACGAUGGGCUCAGCGGCUAUAUCAUUGGCAAAUCCAUUUCGAGGUGACAUGAUAGCAUGCUUUGGAGAAACCACUGGUACAAAUGCUCUCGUGUAUUGUCAUCGACAGAUGAAGAAUACGAGCGAGGGUCAGCGUAUACUUUUGCAAAAGCCACGCGUAAACACGUCCACCAUCGACCUUUCUUACCUUAAAGACUUGCCGCCAGGAACCGUGGGCAGAACGUAUCGCGAUUUCUUGGACGACAACAAAGUCUCGCCCGAUGAUAGAACCGCGGUGCAAUUCGUCGAUGAUAUCGAGCUGGCUUACGUGAUGCAACGAUAUCGAGAGGUACACGAUAUCUUUCACGCUAUGCUCCUAAUGCCAACGACGAUGCUUGGAGAGGUAUCAGUUAAGUGGGUAGAAGCGUUGCAAAUACGUUUGCCGAUGUGCCUAGCUGGUGCAAUAUUUGGAGCCAGUCGGCUACGUCCUAGACAGAGGCAAUUGUACUUGGAUCAUUUUCUUCCGUGGUCUAUAAAUGUUGGGUUGAACGCGAAGUUCUUGCUAGGAAUAUAUUUCGAAGAGCGCUGGGAGCAGUCUCUCGACGAUUUUCACAGAGAAAUGAAUAUAGUACGCCUCAUAUGAAAUUAUAACAGAUUAUAAUAAUUAUUGAUAAAGUUGUAAAUAAUUAUUAUUUAGUUGUUAUUAACUACAUAAAAAAGAAAGUUCUGAUAUCACUAAA